This is a messenger RNA of Paraphaeosphaeria sporulosa, 1059 nucleotides long. Its product is annotated as PWI domain-containing protein. The transcript has 5 exons. Gene Ontology annotation, cellular component: spliceosomal complex. Lineage: Eukaryota; Fungi; Ascomycota; Dothideomycetes; Pleosporales; Didymosphaeriaceae. Gene Ontology annotation, biological process: mRNA processing; regulation of mRNA splicing, via spliceosome. Gene Ontology annotation, molecular function: RNA binding. The record is from RefSeq and is a predicted model, not a curated record. The coding region runs from base 1 to 1059 and encodes 352 amino acids.
AUGCCCCUAGAUGCCGCAACCCAGAGGGUCCUAAAGGCGACCAAAUUCCCGCCCGAGUUCGAGAAGCGUGUCGACACCAAGAAAGUCAACCUCGAUGUGAUCAAAACAUGGAUUGCCGGCAAGAUCAACGAAUUCCUCCCAGAGGAUGAUAUUGUGGUAGACAUGGUAUACAACAUUCUGGAAACGGAUCAAUUUCCUAAGAUCAAGGAGCUCCAAGUCCAGCUCCAAGGCUUCCUCGACGCUGAAGGCCCCAAGUUCUGCAAAGAGCUCUGGAAUCUGAUGUUGAGUGCGCAGGAAAGCCCAUUGGGCGUACCGACGGCGAUGCUGGAGGCGAAGAAGCUUGAGCUUCAGCAGGAAAAGCCGCUCAACAGCACCGCCGUGAAGAAGAGCAAAUGCUCGAUUCAUUCCGCCGUAACGAACGAUCCGACCGUGGCUCCGACCGGACCUUCGAUCGUGGUUCCGAUCGGGGCCGUGACCGUCCUGAGCGCGGUCGCGGCCGUGGAGGUUUCCGUGGUGAUCGUGGUGAUCGUGGUGACCGUGGUGACCGUGGUGACCGUGGUGAUCGUGGUGACCGCCGCGGUGAUCGUGGUCCACGUCGCGACGGAAGGUCUCCGCCUCCCGGACGAAGGGGCUCUCCGCCACCGCGUCGCGAGCGAGAUGUAUACGUGCCAGAGGGUCGUGGUCGCGGCCGUGGCACCGGACGUCGCGACAGGUCUCGCGAACGCCGUCGAUCUCCUUCGCCUAGACGGUCUCGAUCACCCGUUCGUCGCCGUCGCCGUUCUCCCUCUUCGAGCCGCUCAAGGAGCCCACCACGACGAUCGCGGGGAGGCGCAUCCGGCCGCUCUAGGUCUCCUCCUCGCCGCUCCCGCCGCUCCCCUUCGAGGUCACCCCCACGUCGGCUGUCGCGUUCCCGGUCCCGAAGCCCUCCGCGUCGUCGACGAAGUCGUGUUGAAUCCCGAUCACCCGAUUCACGGUCUGUUACCCCAGAACCUAAGCGAAAGGCGAACAGACGCAGACGUUCUUCAUCUUCUGAAGACUCUGAACCACGAGCUGAUGUGA